Electrophorus electricus (electric eel) is the source of this 624-nucleotide messenger RNA. RefSeq names its product heme-binding protein soul2 (gene soul2). Lineage: Eukaryota; Metazoa; Chordata; Actinopteri; Gymnotiformes; Gymnotidae. Gene Ontology annotation, cellular component: cytoplasm. Gene Ontology annotation, molecular function: heme binding. The record is from RefSeq and is a predicted model, not a curated record.
AUGAAGAUGAUACCGACUUCUGCGCUUUUCCUUCUUUGGGCUUUUCUCGCACUUGGAAGAUGUUGGGAGCCUCCUGUGUUUUGCGGUACUUAUGAAUGUCCAGUCUACACUCUCAAAAAUGAAUAUGAGGAUUUUGUGGAGCGCUUCUAUAAUGCCACUCGGUGGAUUACAGCAGACAUCGCAGGCACUCAUGACGAUGACAUAAAAAAUGGGUUUUGGAAAGUUUAUAACUUCAUGAAUGGGGAGAAUAAAGAAGGAGUGACAAUUGCUAUGACGAGACCCGUGGUUGUGUCAAUGCUUGAGGGUGGUGAGAAUGGAAAUCAGACAUCAGUCUGGAUCUUCAUCCCCCCAGAAACUGUCCUCCCUGAACCCAAUGAUGAAAGCAUCAAGCACAAAGUCCUGCCCAGUGGCACAUUCUAUGUUCGGGUUUUCAGUGGUCAGGCAAGUUACAAAGAUGUCAUGGAGAACAGGAAAAUCUUGAAGGAGGCCCUCCUGGAUGCUGGAAAACAGUUCGAUGACAUGAGCUACAUGGCAGCUGCAUAUGAUGCUCCAUGGAUAUUUUGGAAAAGACACAAUGAAGUGUUGAUCCCAGCCGUCUGUGUCGAGGCUCCCAGACAGCUAUAA